Molecule: messenger RNA, 1486 nt
Organism: Nerophis lumbriciformis (worm pipefish)
Lineage: Eukaryota; Metazoa; Chordata; Actinopteri; Syngnathiformes; Syngnathidae
Source: RefSeq, a predicted model, not a curated record
CCUAAUGCAAGUAGGACAUGUUUGAUGUCCUUCAUGCUAAUAUGACAUCACAUGACAUGCAUAAGCUAUAAGGAAGGGAGUUGUCCUUCACUCCAUGGAACAGAACUACAGGAAUGAAAGUGUAAAGCGAGAAGGACACAGGUAUCUUGCCCAUCACUUGGAGCCCACACAAUUUUGCUGAGCGUCUGAGGACAGCAGAGGAGGACAAGCAAAAAUGAAGGUGGAGAUGUGGAAGGUGCACGCCACGUUACAGUCGGCGCUGGAUGGCAACGUGGCCAUUUCCACACCUCCAAAUGUGGACAUUCAGCAAUUGUUGGAAAACUUGCCGCCAGACCAGCGGGAACGACUGGAGGAGUACUACUUUGAAAAGGAAAGGGCCAUACUCCUCGAACGUCAAGUUGCCGCAAAGGCCCUUCAGGAUGCCGGAAAGGCCCGUCAAGAUGCCGGAAAGGCGCGAUAUGAGCUUGUCCAGAACCAAUUGAAGUCCCUGAACACAAUCCAAGCCCUUCAAGUUGAGAACAGAGCUCUCAAGAGAAGAGUCGCCCGCGAUGUCGGUGAAGGGAUCGUGGCCCGCGAUGUCGGUGAAGGGAUCGUGGCCCGCGAUGUCGGUGAAGGGAUCGUGGCCCCCGAUGUCGGUGAAGGGGUCGUGGCCCCCGAUGUCGGUGAAGGGGUCGUGGCCCCCGAUGUCGGUGAAGGGAUCGUGGCCCCCGAUGUCGGUGAAGGGAUCGUGGCCCCCGAUGUCGGUGAAGGGAUCGUGGCCCCCGAUGUCGGUGAAGGGAUCGUGGCCCGCGAUGUCGGUGAAGGGAUCGUGGCCCGCGAUGUCGGUGAAGGGAUCGUGGCCCCCGAUGUCGGUGAAGGGAUCGUGGCCCCCGAUGUCGGUGAAGGGAUCGUGGCCCGCGAUGUCGGCGAAGGGAUCGUGGCCCGCGAUGUCGGCGAAGGGAUCGUGGCCCGCGAUGGCGGCGAAGGGAUCGUGGCCCGCGAUGGCGGCGAAGGGAUCGUGGCCCGCGAUGUUGGCGGCGAAGGGAUCGUGGCCCGCGAUGUUGGCGAAGGGAUCGUGGCCCGCGAUGGCGGUGAAGGGAUCGUGGCCCGUGAUGGCGGUGAAGGGAUCGUAGAGGAUCCCGGUGAUGAGUCACCGGCGGCCAAAAGGGCCAGACGAAGCCACUCCAUAUAAGUCAUCUUUUUUCCAGGCGGUACCAUGGGCUCAGCGCUGCGGAGUGGUACCAUGUGGCACCAUGUGGUACCAUGGGUUGAGUGCUGCUGCUGUCCCACUUCAAUAAAAAAUUGAUUGACAAAUGCUUGGUUGCUUUUUAUCAAUUCUAUGCUUUUAUGGGGAUUGGCCCCUCCCACCUGCGAAGACAUGCACCUGUCUUGCCCAAGGACACGACGGCAGUGACUAGGAUGGUGGAAGUGGGGAUUGAACCUGGAGCCCUCAAGUUGCUGGCACGGCCGCUCUACCACCCGAGCUAUACCGCUGUUUUCACUGCUG